ACUCCUGCCCGCCAGCAUGGGCAGUAGCUCACUGUCCGAGGACUACCGCCUGUGCCUGGAGCGGGAACUGCGGCGCGGCCGCGCGGGCGUGUGCGGGGAUCCAUCGCUGCGGGCGGUGCUCUGGCACAUCCUCGUGGAAGACUUCGACCUGCACGGGGCGCUGCAGGAUGACGCGCUGGCACUGCUCACCGACGGCCUGUGGGGGCGCGCCGACCUGGCCCCCGCGCUGCGCGGCCUGGCCCGUGCCUUUGAGCUGCUGGAGUUGGCUGCCGUGCACCUGUACCUGCUGCCGUGGAGAAAGGAGUUCACAACCAUCAAGACGUUCUCCGGGGGCUACGUGCACGUGCUAAAGGGCGCACUCUCGGAGGACCUCCUCAUCCAGAGCUUCCAGAAGAUGGGCUACGUGCGCAGGGACGCCCACCGCCUCAUGGUGGCUGCCCUGCCCCCCGCCCACCAGCUGGUGCAGGUGGCCCUGGGCUGCUUCGCCCUGCGGCUGGAGUGUGAGAUCCUGGGUGAGGUGCUGGCGCAGCUGGGCACCAGCGUGCUGCCAGCCGAGGAGCUGCUGCAGGCACGUCGGGCCAGCGUGGACGUGGCCUCCUGCGUGGCCUGGCUGCAGCAGCGACUGGCCCGUGAGGAAGAACCACCACCCCUGCCCCGCCGUGGCUCCCCAACUGGGUGCCAGGCCCGGCUGGACCUGUACCGGGACGUGCAGGAGGACGAGGGCUCAGAUGAGGCCAGCCUGUACGGGGGCCCCUCGCCCAGCCCCGACUCUCCCGCCUCAGAACUGGCCUGCCAGCCUCAGUUCUGGGAGCAGAGUGCCAGACUGUGGGGGUCGGGGGGCGGGCCAUGGGAGCCGGCUGAGGCCAGCAGCCCCACCUCCGGGGCCUCAGAAGAGGAGGAGCCCCAGCCCGAAGCCUUCUCCUUCCUCUCACUGCGUAGAGAGCUGCUUAGUCGGCCUGGGGACCUGGCCUCUCCCCAUUCUCCUAGGAGCCCUGAGCAGGCCAGCCCCGCGCCCGUCCCGGAGGCCCCCGGCUACCAGAUGCACACUUGCCUGGCCCCGGGAGCCCUGCCCGCCUUCUGCUGCGACACGUGUCGCCAGCUGCACGCCACCCACUGUGCCGCCCUUCCCAGCUGCCACCCCGGCCACGGCCUGCGCACCCUGCGUGGGAACAGCCAGCGGCGUCUAUGGCUGCAGCGAGCCCAGGUGGACGCCCUGCUCUAUGACAGCCCGGCGGCCGGGCCCUAG
This is a messenger RNA of Budorcas taxicolor (takin), 1246 nucleotides long. RefSeq names its product spermatogenesis associated 2 like (gene SPATA2L). The coding region runs from base 17 to 1246 and encodes 409 amino acids. Lineage: Eukaryota; Metazoa; Chordata; Mammalia; Artiodactyla; Bovidae. The record is from RefSeq and is a predicted model, not a curated record. The transcript is spliced from 2 exons. Gene Ontology annotation, cellular component: cytoplasm.